ACAUAUUUGUCUUGUAUUGACAAAUCAGCCCCUCUCGUUUCAUUUUCCUUCCUCCUCCCACCGUCAAAUCGAUCGUCUUCUCAUCCGUUCUUACUCCUCCGCUCGCCUGACGAAUUCUGGUCCCCCCAAAAAUAGUUUUAUAGAUCUACGUUUCGAAGCAAAGUAUGAUGGGGUCGAGAGGAAUAAUCAGCGACAAGUGGUCAAUGAGGAUUCUCUGGGGCUGUGCUCUCGGAAGUGCAGUCGGUUUAUACAUGGUUGCUGUGGAAAGACAAACUCAGAACAGAGCACGUGCCUUGGCUGAAGGUUUAAGAGCUGCUGAAUCACAAGCUGGUGAUGCUGCUGAUACUCUCUGAGUCCUCUCAGCUGAGCGUUGUUUUUUUUUUUUCCUUCUUCUUUCUUUUAGAUUGCUAUAUAACAACAUCUUGCUCCAAAGAUCUUUUUGUUGAUUCGAUUUCUUGUUGGCAAAUAAUUCCUGAAACGAAUUCAAAACUUGUAAGAGUUUAAGUUGCCUGAACAACAUACAAUCUGUGUUAUCGAAUAAAGCCUCUUACUUGGACUCA
Molecule: messenger RNA, 560 nt
Organism: Raphanus sativus (radish)
Lineage: Eukaryota; Viridiplantae; Streptophyta; Magnoliopsida; Brassicales; Brassicaceae
Exons: 3
Coding region: 165-353 (62 amino acids)
Source: RefSeq, a predicted model, not a curated record